AUGUCGACCCGAAGUGUCAAAGUCGCAGUCACUCAGGCCGAGCCGGCAUGGAUUGACCUGCCAGCUGCUGUUGAGAAGACGUGUAUGCUGAUGAAGGAGGCCGCUUCGAACGGCGCCCAACUCAUUGCAUUCCCCGAGUGCUGGAUCCCUGGUUAUCCAGUAUGGAUCUGGAGCCGUCUUAUCGACUUCGACCUCAACGUUCGUUACAUCAAGAACUCUUUACAGCUGGACUCUCUCGAGAUGGUCACCAUCCAAACCUGCGCCAAAGACAACAAUAUUGCUGUUUCCUUCGGGUUCUCCGAAAACGACAACAACUCGCUCUUCAUCGCACAAGCCCUGAUCGGUCAAGAUGGUGAGAUUAAAGUGCACCGUCGGAAACUGAAGCCGACACAUAUGGAGCGAACCAUCUUUGGCGAUGCUUCUGGUCACUGCUUACGAAGCGUGGGUGACCUUUCCUUUGCCCGGGUUGGUUCUCUGGCGUGCUGGGAGCACAUUCAACCUCUUCUGAAGUACAACACCAUCGCCCAGCAAGAGGAAAUUCACGUAUCAGCGUGGCCAAGCGUUACAUCACUGUUGGUUAAUCACUAA
Colletotrichum graminicola M1.001 is the source of this 588-nucleotide messenger RNA. Its product is annotated as carbon-nitrogen hydrolase. The record is from RefSeq and is a predicted model, not a curated record. Gene Ontology annotation, molecular function: catalytic activity. The transcript has a single exon. Lineage: Eukaryota; Fungi; Ascomycota; Sordariomycetes; Glomerellales; Glomerellaceae. The coding region runs from base 1 to 588 and encodes 195 amino acids.